AUGGCUCCAUCAGCCAGGAGCCACCUCAUCCUCACCCACCCCAGUGCUCCGAGAUUUCUCUUCAUUCCAAGUCUCCCUGACUUGGUCCCAGACCCCAACUAUGUGCAAGCAUCCACCUAUGUCCAGAGAGCCCACCUAUACUCCCUGCGCUGUGCAGCAGAGGAGAAGUGCUUGGCCAGCACAGCCUAUGCCCCGGAGGCCACUGACUACGAUGUGCGGGUGCUACUGCGCUUCCCCCAGCGGGUGAAGAACCAGGGCACAGCGGAUUUCCUCCCGAACCGGCCGAAGCACACCUGGGAGUGGCACAGCUGCCACCAGCAUUACCACAGCAUGGACGAGUUCAGCCACUAUGACCUGUUGGAUGCAGCCACAGGCAUGAAGGUAGCCGAGGGCCACAAGGCCAGCUUCUGCCUGGAGGACAGCACCUGCGACUUCGGCAACCUCAAGCGCUACGCAUGCACCUCACACACACAGGGCCUGAGCCCAGGCUGCUAUGACACCUACAACGCGGACAUCGACUGCCAGUGGAUUGACAUAACUGAUGUGCAACCCGGCAACUACAUCCUCAAGGUGCACGUGAACCCUAAGUACAUUGUUUUGGAGUCUGACUUCACCAACAAUGUGGUGAGAUGCAACAUCCACUAUACAGGUCGCUAUGUUUCUACGACAAACUGCAAAAUUGUCCAAUCCUGAUCUCCAAGAAGGUGGACAAACUGCCAACCUCCCCGCUUCCCAAAGCAGGUCCUGCUUACCAGGCAGCCUCCCACCAGGACACACCUGGUCCAAGGGGUGCAACCCCAUCCACCACAGGCAGGGGCAGCUGAACACAGGGGCAUCCCUCUCUACCGGCCUCAGGGAGUGAACCUGGACCGAAACCACAGGGAUACCGGGUGCCAGGCCCAAUUUCAUACUUAAGUUUUCACUACAAUAUUAUUUUGUUGGUUGUUGGCUUUUAUUUUUUAUAUUUUGACCAUACCACAGAGCAAGAUUGCCCAAACUUGGGCUGAAUAAAACAAGGUUUUUCUAC
Molecule: messenger RNA, 1027 nt
Organism: Myotis davidii
Lineage: Eukaryota; Metazoa; Chordata; Mammalia; Chiroptera; Vespertilionidae
Gene: LOXL1
Product: lysyl oxidase like 1
Exons: 7
Coding region: 1-693 (230 amino acids)
Biological process (GO): peptidyl-lysine oxidation
Molecular function (GO): protein-lysine 6-oxidase activity; copper ion binding
Source: RefSeq, a predicted model, not a curated record